Messenger RNA from Klebsormidium nitens, 1748 nucleotides. Lineage: Eukaryota; Viridiplantae; Streptophyta; Klebsormidiophyceae; Klebsormidiales; Klebsormidiaceae. The record is from the annotation of a GenBank genome assembly.
UUUGUCGAACAAACUAGACACGCGAACUUCUACGCAGGUGUGAGCACUGAGGCCUGCAUUGCAUGGUGACUCAACUUCUUGCUCAAUUGGACUUCACCGCCAUGGCAUUCGGAUGACCACUUUCCACCAAGCAGCAAUCAGACGGCCAAGAGGGCGCAGGCCACCUGAACACCCAUUGGGGAGUGCUUAAAGGGGCCCCGUGGGAGGGCGCUGGAAUUAAAACGUGCGAGUUGCGAAUUAUUCGUUCCGAACGAUGGCAAAGGGGAAGAGAAGAUUUUAUGCGGUUCGAAGAGGUUAUCAGCCAGGCAUCUACAAAUCCUGGGAGGAGUGCUCGGUGCAGGUGCUGGGGUUUCCUUCAGCUGAUCACAAGAGCUUCAGCACAGAGUCUGAAGCGAGAGCAUACUUACAUGCUUCAGAUGUGACGGCAUUACACACUUCAGAGCAUGGGAUUUCUCUCCAAGACAAUGAUGUCUGCACCGAAGUUUCUCAGGUUCUGCAAGUGGUAGACAGUAGCCAGCAAAGAAGUCCGUUAGAAGAUCCCACUUGCCAGCCUGCCAAGAAGAGAGCUGUCGGCCUAUAUAACCACCAGCCUGUAGGGGGAAGUGACGGAAUGCUGAAAGAGAGUCCUGCCGGAACUGAGUCCACAGAUACUAGGCUUGAAACGUUGAAUAACGUUGAUGUGGUAUCAAAUUCAGCAUCUCCAAACUUCCAAUCAAACAACCUGGUUGAAAGCAGCCAGAAUUUAGAACAGAGACUUGGUGGUGAGGAUGGAGAUGCUGUUCGGAGCAAUCUUGCGAGCGGGACAGCAGAUGCAGGUGUGGCCGGCCCAAGUGUGCUCAUCAAUGCAGCAGCAUUGCAGAGAAGGGCAAAGACCAUCUCUGAGGAACCUGUGUAUGUUCUCGAGUUCGAUGGUGCGUCAAAGGGUAACCCGGGGCCAGCGGGGGCCGGUGCUGUUUUGCGGAAGCCCGAUGGUACAAUAGAAGAAGAACUUGUUGAGUACGUAGGUCCAAAGGCCACAAACAACGCCGCAGAAUACCGAGGGCUGAUUAUUGGUUUGGAGGCGGCGCGAGCAAGGGGCAUUCGGCGGUUGCAUGUCAAAGGAGACUCGAAAUUGGUUGUGUGCCAAAUGUUGGGCCGCUGGAAGGUCCAGAAUGUCGACAUGAUUGCGCUUCAUAAAGAGGCAAAGAGUGUGGCAGCCAGCUUUGAAGAGUUCAAGAUCGAGCACAUGCUGCGGGAAUUCAACUCAACCGCUGACAAGCUUGCAAACAUCGCUGUCUUGCGAGCCCCAAACGGUCGGCCGGAUUUGCUGCCGGCAGGUACUGAGGGCCAAGUUGAACCGGGUGGAGACGAUCCCGCCGGUGGCCUCGCAUUCGUGGACUCCCUGCAGACUUCUUAUGCAUCACAGUUCAACGCAUCGACCACAGAUCCAACGAGACCUGCAAUCAAGUCGUGUGAGGUAUAGGACCCCGCAACAAUUGGCCGGUUUACUAACUCUGCAUUUUCUGAGAAGUAUCCCAAGGGUUAGAAUGCUGCGACCAAUGCCGAUGCUCCACCGUCAGAGCUUCGCUCCAACCUUAAUCAGGAUACUGCAUUAACAGGAAGUCGCCAGGAACUUGCGGAUUGCGGCACUUUCUAUUUACUUCUUACGAACUCACAGCUAGUAGGGGCAAUGAAUGUUUUGCGCGACGCGUAGCUGACUGUAUGAAUGGAACCGUCUUAAUGCAAGAGCUGCAGUGGAUGGUCGCAUG